Molecule: messenger RNA, 1740 nt
Organism: Ahaetulla prasina
Lineage: Eukaryota; Metazoa; Chordata; Lepidosauria; Squamata; Colubridae
Gene: TTC9B
Product: tetratricopeptide repeat domain 9B
Exons: 3
Coding region: 463-1098 (211 amino acids)
Molecular function (GO): protein binding
Source: RefSeq, a predicted model, not a curated record
GCCAUGAGUCCUCCAUUAUGUGCUGCAGCUAAUACACCCCCCCCUCCACCCCCCCCCCCCGUUGACUGGCUCCUCACAAUGCCUCUCAAGCCAACUUCAGCCUAGCCGGCUGUCUGACCACACAGCUCCCUUCAAACUGUGGGAAACCCGAUCUAGAGUCCAGCUUGGAAAUGUCGGGUCGAGCAGGCCUCCGAGGCAGGGAAGAGGCGCUAGCCCGCCCAUCCGCUGGGGUGCUGCCUGUAGCAACCUCUCCCGAUUCGGUCCCGAGCCGUGCGAGGUCAGGCUGCUGGUGCUGAGGCGGGAGGAGUUUCCCACAAUGCACUAGUGCGCUAUCCGCGGUGCUGAAGCGGCGCUGGUGGCUCUGCCCGCAUCCCUCCCUUUACGCCCAGCCUCUCUUCUAGCUCCCCGUCCGGCGGAAGCAGGCGUUGGGCUCGUUAUGGGUCUCGGCCAGUGAAGGCGGGGAUGGAAGAGCGCAGCCCGUACCAGAAGAGCCGCCUGGAGGCCGGCGGGGCCUCCUUAGUGCUGGGCACCGGUGGAGGGGACUGCCGGGCCCGCUGCGCCGCGGCUGCGGAAUUGGAGGCCAAACUCCAACGGGCGGUGGAAUUCAAGACGGAGGGACAUCGCUGCUACAAGCAGAAGAAGCUCCGCGAAGCCAUCGGCAAGUACCACCGAGCCCUGCUGCAGUUGAAGGGACUGGAACCGCCGGCCGCCGAGGGGGAGGCCGAGGCGGCAGCUGCGAAGGGCAGCUCGCUGGUCGUUUGGCGUCACCUGUCCGCCGAGCAGCGGGAGCAGGCGGACAGCACCGAGAUGGAGUGCUACGACAGCCUGACUGCCUGCCUCCUGCAGUCGGAGCUGGUGAACUACGAGCGAGUCCGCGAAUACUGCCUCAAGGUGCUGGCCAAGGAGAAGGGCAACUUCAAAGCCAUGUACCGCGCGGGCAUCGCCUUCUACCACCUGGGCGACUGCGACAAGGCCCUGCUCUACCUGAAAGAGGCCAAGGGCCGCCAGCCCACAGACACCAACGUCCUCCGCUACAUCCAGCUGACGGAAUUGAAGCUCAGCCGCUGCCACCAGCGCGAAAAGGAGGUGACCGCGUAGAAGGGACCUGCCCCUCCCUCCCUCCCUCCCUCCCGUCUGUCUGGCCGGGCCGGGCCUUGAUCGAAGCCUCAGCUGCGUCCAAGAUCUGGGAAUCCGCGAUGCACUCCGGAGACAGCUUGACCCAGAGCGACCCGGACUGCGAGCUAGAGAAUGUAGUGUUUUUUUGCCAAACACCUCUGGGGUGCAGCGUGCUUUCUUGGGACGGGGAAGGGCACAGAUGCGACGGGCCCGGCGCAAGCGGGACCUUCGACAGGCUCCAAGGAGGGGCUUCUGGACAGGCGCGGGUUCCUUUCACGGCUCCGCGUCCUGGAGGGUUUUCCUCGGAAGUAGGAGAAAGGGGUAAAAGCAAAGGGAGCAGCCAGAGGGUUCUGGGGCUAUGGCCAUCAUCCCGCCCCCAAGAAUGGGUGAACACAGCAUUCUUUUAGCCAAGCUGUGGGAGCACCCGCAGAACUCCCCUCGGGGUCCACCCCCCCAGCAAAGAGUAGAAGGGUUUUCUAGUGGAAGGAAGGAAGGAAGGAAGGAAGGAAGGAAGGAAGGAAGGAAGGAAGGAAGGAAGGAAGGAAGGAAGGAAGGAAGGAAGGAAGGAAGGAAGGAAGUGCACCUGCUGUUUCCUUCCUCCUCACACUCAGUAUCUCACCUGGC